CACACACACACACACCCUCCGCCUCCUUUUCCUUGGGCCUCCGGAUCCCCUCCGGAUUUUUCACUGUUACAGAUGGAGGUCGCGCGUAUUCCCGGUUUGGAGACAGCGGGCACUGGGUGAAGCGGUUUGGAGGACGUGUGCGACCAUGCCGUAAUGUUUCCGCCACGUCAAGAGCGUUUAUAGAGACACACACACACACACACACGCACGCACGCACGCACGCACACACACGCGCGCGCGUGGAGGUCUAGGCUUGUUUCCACCUGUAAGAUGGAAGAGAACCAGCGGCAAUAAGAUGGGCAGAAUCAGCACGCGCUUAUCUGCUCGGAUUGUCGGUUUCCCACCGAGACUACUCCUGCUGCUGCUGCUGCUCGCGCUCUUCACAGGCUGCAGUCACGCCAUGCCGCACGUCCUGAGAUUCGGAGGGAUUUUUGAGUCUAUUGAGAGUGGUCCUUCUGGUGCUGAGGAACUGGCCUUCAAAUUUGCACUGAACACCAUCAACAGGAACCGGACGCUGCUGCCCAACACCACGCUCACCUACGACAUCCAGAGGAUCAAUGUCUUUGACAGCUUUGAGGCCUCAAGGAAAGCUUGUGAGCAGCUUUCUUUAGGUGUGGCAGCCAUAUUUGGGCCAUCACACAGUUCCUCAGCCAAUGCAGUGCAGUCCAUCUCCAAUGCACUAGGAGUGCCACAUAUCCAGACCAGAUGGAAACACCAAGUGUCAGAUAAUCGCGACUCAUUCUACGUUAGUCUCUAUCCUGACUUCUCCUCUCUCAGCCGUGCCAUCCUGGAGCUCGUUUACUUCUUCAGGUGGGAGACAGUUACAGUGGUGUACGACGACAGCACGGGUUUGAUUCGUCUGCAGGAGCUGAUCAAAGCUCCCUCUAGAUACAACAUCCGUCUGAAAAUCCGCCAGCUCCCUGCAGAGACUAAGGAUGCCAAACCACUUCUUAAAGAGAUGAAAAAAGCAAAAGAGUUUCACGUCAUCUUUGACUGUGGCCAUGAGAUGGCUGCGUGGAUACUCAAGCAGGCUCUCUCUAUGGGGAUGAUGACAGAGUAUUAUCACUACAUCUUCACAACACUGGAUUUGUUUGCAUUAGACAUGGAGCCAUACCGCUACAGCGGUGUGAACAUGACCGGGUUUCGGAUCCUAAACACGGAGAGUGCUCAGGUGUCUUCAAUCAUAGAAAAGUGGUCUAUGGAGAGACUACAGGCCCCUCCGAAACCUGACUCAGGACUACUGGAUGGAUUCAUGACGACAGAUGCAGCGCUGAUGUAUGAUGCAGUGCAUGUUGUAGCAGUAGCCGUGCAGCAGGCACAGCAGAUCACUGUGAGCUCUCUACAGUGCAACCGACACAAGCCCUGGCGCCUCGGAGGGAGGUUCAUGAGUCUCAUUAAAGAGGCUUCGUGGGAUGGUCUGACAGGGCGAGUUCUCUUCAACAAAACCAAUGGCUUGAGAACGGACUUUGAUCUAGAUGUGAUCAGUCUGAAGGAAGAAGGACUGGAAAAGAUUGGCACAUGGGAACCUCUGAGUGGCUUAAACAUGACAGAGCAUCAUAAGAGUAAAGCGGCCAAUGUUACAAACUCCUUGUCUAACAAAUCACUAAAGGUCGCCACUAUUCUGGAAGAGCCCUAUGUGAUGUUUAAGAAGUCGGAUAAACCUCUCUGUGGUAAUGAUCGCUUCGAGGGCUAUUGUGUGGACUUGCUGCGUGAGCUCGCCGCUAUUCUUGGAUUCCAUUACGAGAUCCAAUUGGUGGAGGAUGGGAAGUAUGGAGCAGUAGAGGAGAGCACUGGCCAGUGGAACGGCAUGGUGCGAGAACUUAUAGACCAUAAAGCAGAUCUGGCGGUGGCUCCCUUAGCCAUAACAUAUGUGAGGGAGAAGGUGAUCGAUUUUUCGAAGCCCUUCAUGACUCUUGGGAUCAGCAUCCUGUACCGCAAACCCAAUGGCACAAACCCUGGCGUCUUCUCCUUCCUCAAUCCCCUUUCCCCUGAUAUCUGGAUGUAUAUUCUGCUGGCUUACUUAGGUGUCAGUUGUGUGCUGUUUGUCAUAGCCAGGUUCAGCCCAUAUGAGUGGUAUAAUCCUCAUCCCUGUAACCCUGAUUCGGACAUGGUGGAGAAUAACUUCACUCUACUAAAUAGUUUCUGGUUUGGAGUUGGGGCUCUCAUGCAACAAGGGUCUGAGCUGAUGCCCAAGGCUCUGUCUACCAGAAUAGUUGGAGGAAUCUGGUGGUUCUUCACCUUGAUUAUCAUUUCAUCAUACACAGCAAACCUUGCUGCGUUCCUCACUGUGGAGAGAAUGGAGUCUCCCAUUGACUCAGCUGAUGACCUGGCCAAGCAAACGAAGAUCCCCUAUGGUGUAGUUGAAGAUGGUGCUACCAUGACAUUCUUCAAGAAGACAAAGAUCUCUACUUACGAUAAGAUGUGGGAGUUCAUGAACAGCAGGAGGCAAUCUGUGAUGGUAAAGAGUGUAGAAGAGGGCAUCCAGCGAGUGCUGACUUCUGACUAUGCAUUCCUCAUGGAGUCCACCACAAUUGAAUUUGUCACUCAGCGCAACUGCAAUCUCACACAGGUUGGAGGCCUCAUUGAUUCCAAGUCCUAUGGAGUGGGAACACCUAUGGGCUCUCCUUACCGAGACAAGAUCACUAUAGCGAUCUUGCAGUUGCAAGAAGCAGGAAAGCUUCACAUGAUGAAAGAGAAAUGGUGGCGGGGAAAUGGUUGUCCAGAGGAGGAAAGCAAAGAGGCAAGUGCACUGGGAGUGCAAAACAUCGGGGGCAUCUUUAUCGUGCUGGCUGCAGGCUUGGUCCUCUCUGUUUUUGUGGCUGUAGGGGAAGUGUUAUACAAGUCCAAACAGAAUGCACAGAUGGAGAAGCGAUCGUUUUGUAGCGCCAUGGUGGACGAGCUAACUGUGUCUCUGAAGUGUCAGCGGCGACUCAAGCAAAAACCUCAGCCUCCCACUAUUGUCAAAACUGAGGAAGUGAUAAACAUGCACACCUUCAAUGACAGAAGACUGCCAGGAAAAGAGACCAUGGCUUGAGAGUCAUCACUUCCCUGCCUCUCUCCCUUCUCAGGGAGAUGUGAGAAAGUGUGGGGCAAGAGAGAGCCUGGGGCAGGAGUCAAUUCCGCAAUGCCUUUGGGUCCACCUGGACCAAUCACAUCAGAGAUGUUUCCUGUGGAAAUCCAGAUACCUGCGCAAAAUAAAUCUGUAAACCUUUAUGGAACUGCAUAGAAAUUAUAUUGGUUUAAAGCUCUUGCUAUGCCUCACACUGUUAGGAACAUAAGAAUGAGAUUUUACUACUUGUUCUUACUGUACCAAUAUCCAGUCCAGUAGAUGUUCAACAUCUCCCUGGAUGGAGAGCCUCAGAGUUUGAAUAGUACAAUUUUAUAAUAGUUCCAUUUAUAAUAGUGACUUUGAAUGUGGAUGAAAGAUUAACUUAAGAUUUUAGGUCAAAGCUCAAAUACAGCUUUUUAGCUAAACAUACCCUAAGCUACAGUGGCCCAUAACUGAAAAACACAUCGCACCAAAAUCACACCAUCAAAACCAAGAACACAACAGCAUUACUUCAAAGCGGCAACAUGCUUGUUGCUCAUUGGACACAAUGUAUGACUAUCACAACUGGAGGAGAAAAAAAAUAUUUCUUCCUAAUGACUCAGCUUUAUUAAGGUAUGAUCUAAAGUUGACAGCAUUUUUAGAAUAACAUCAUAUUAAAUUUCUUGAUAAAAAUAAACAUGUAAAAGCAUCAGAAGGUUAAUUUAGGCUCAUAAUUCCUCUUAUUUUAAACUUCUGCCAGCUCUUCAUUUUUCACAUUUGUUUUCAAACUAAUGCAAUGAUGUUCAAUAAGGAAAUAUCCUUUAUGUUUGUGUUUUAUGCUGUUGUGCUUUUGGUUUUGCUCUCAUGUUUCCAAAUUUGCUUGUUGUGAUUUCUGAUUUAUUGUUGCAUUCUUGGUUUGUUAAUGUGUUUUCCACUUAUAGGGCACUGUACUAAGCUAUUUUUGAGCUAUACCUUGGGUGUCUAGUAAUCUUCAGACCUGGGAAAAGCUCAUUAAAUAAGUAGGUUUUGAGACAGUUUUGACUGACACAAAAGAUUGUAAAACAACAAAAGUUGAGUUGUAUGAUAGUUGUUGUAUGAACUAAACUGACAAAUGAAGCUUAGAUUUUUGUGAUUUAGCUGUUUAUUCCGACUGACAUGAAUGGAAACACCAUAAAAUUGUGUUGAAAGAGGCCAAGCAUCUGUUCAGAGGGAACUCAACAUACAACUUUUGAACUUUAUUGCUGUUAUACAUAUGCAAAUGUCUACAUUUUUUUUUUUUUUUUUUUUUUUUUGCGUUUGUUAACUUAUCAGAGUUCAAGCUAAGCAAUUGUAAAAUAUGAACUUACAACUUCUGGCCAUUAUCAUAAUCUGAUAAACCUGGAAUCAAACAGGAAGUAUACAUUCAUACACAUGAAUUCACUGAUUGAUCAUGUUUAAAAAUCAUGAUUUUAAUAUGGUUAGAGAAGUGAAAAUGUGACUCUACAGGGGCAAAAUGAAUUAAUUAUUAGGAAUGACCAUGUGUACUUGACUCACAAAUCACAGUCAAUACAUAAUACACAAUAAAUGCAUGAAUCAUGUCAAUCAUGUCCCAAAUUUUUAGAGACGUUUUGCGGCCAUGAAAUUCAUAAUUACCUUAUUUUUUUCAUAAACUGGUACAUUUGCUCAAUUUAAACAUUAGAUAUGUUUUCCAUGUUCGAUUGUGAAUAACAUAUGGGUUUAUGAGAUUUGCACAUCCUGGUAUUCAGUUUUUAUUUAUAUUUAUUUACAUUUUACACAGUGUAAAACUUUUUUGGAAUUGGGGUUAUACUACGCUCAAUCACAUUACAUUUAAACACAUUGAACCAAUUUAAUAUAGCCAGGUUAGAAUAAUAGUGUUGUUCCAAUUCUAAAAUUCCAUUUCCUAUACAAAAUUAAGUACCACAAUACCAUUACAGAAACUAUACCGUGCUAAGAAAAAAAAAAGAAAAACAGGAAAAUGUAUAACACAUAAUAAGAAAUAGAAAACACAUAAAUGUUUUGACAAACAGCAUCUAUCUGCUCAGAAUUAGUUAGUUAUCAAUAAUAGCUCUACAUUCUUUUGUAUUAUUAUUAUUUUUUGCUAUUUACACCACAUUGUAGAUUGCUAUACAGUACGAUUGUUCGGAGAUAUGCGCAGUAGGUUAAAACACACAAAGUUGUCCCAUGACAUUACUCUUUUACUUUCCUUUUCGCCUCAAUAGUGUUAUACUGUGUUUAUGUAUACUACGAUGCAACUGGCUCUGAUGAAUUAUAUGACAACAUUCUUCCAAGCCACUUUGUUAGGACGAAUAAGCAUGCACUUAAUAGAACAGAUCUGGAUGAAUUAUUAUGCACAAAUCACAGACACUGUAAUCUAUUUUUUAAUAGCUCAUAUCAGUAUUUUGCACAUAUGAAUUUAUGUACAAUACAUAUUAAAGUUGUGCUGAAAGCCAAUCAUCAACACACUCAAUAUAACAUUACAAUUUAAAAAUAACUGCAGCAGUGCAAACAAAGACUAUACCAAUGGUGUUAAUCUACACAUUCAAAAUCACAAUAUAUCAAGCAUAAUGUACAUAAUUACAAGGAUCAGGAAGUUACUGAAAAUGAUUGAAUGAAUCAGUGAAUGAACAAAUAUGUAAUAUCAUGAUCAACCACUGGAGCUAAACAGACUUCGUGUUAGUACAUUACCACUCAAGUUAAAUUGAAAAGAUGUUUGCUCAUACCAGUAUGGGUUUCCAAACUAUUUUUCUUUUACAACAUUCUGGGCUCUCUCUGAAGAUCUUAAAUUUGAGACAUUUCACAAUAGCUUUUAUUGUUAUAUUUCCCUCCUUUGUUGGCUUGAUUUUCUUUUUUCUUUCUUUGCUGUUACCAUAAAAUUCAUUUUAAGAACUAUUCACCUUUUGUUUUUCAGAAGGUUGGCAGGUGAUGACUGAGUCAUUUAGGUUGUACUCACCAAAAUAUUUCUACUUCUAAUUGUACAGAGACAUUUUUGUAGUAAUUUCUAUUUGUGCACAUGAGAUGUAGCCUACUGCAUUUGUAUAACCUAAUGAGACACAUGAUAAUUUUCAAGGCUCAGAAUGAUUUGUGUCAGAGUCUAUGGUUUGAAAUGAUUGGUGCAAUGGCUAUCCUCUGUGUUUCUCAUUCUGUGAUCAUUAAUUGUACUUCUUUGCCAGUAAUUUCUGUCAAUGUACAUGUUUUAGGUUGUCUGCGGUGGAUCCACUUUAUGAGUGAUCUAAAAAAAAAAAAAAUCUCAAGAACAGUUUGUUGACUAACAAUUAAACAGAUUUAUAUU
Molecule: messenger RNA, 6317 nt
Organism: Ictalurus punctatus (channel catfish)
Lineage: Eukaryota; Metazoa; Chordata; Actinopteri; Siluriformes; Ictaluridae
Product: glutamate receptor ionotropic, kainate 2
Exons: 16
Coding region: 296-3034 (912 amino acids)
Biological process (GO): monoatomic ion transport; modulation of chemical synaptic transmission; synaptic transmission, glutamatergic
Cellular component (GO): kainate selective glutamate receptor complex; plasma membrane; postsynaptic membrane
Molecular function (GO): kainate selective glutamate receptor activity; transmitter-gated monoatomic ion channel activity involved in regulation of postsynaptic membrane potential
Source: RefSeq, a predicted model, not a curated record